AUGAGGUUCAAUAUCGUGUCCGGCCUCGUGGUGGCUCUGGCCGCUGAAUCCGCCGUCGCCAGCACUUGGUUUGGCAAGGCAGCCUACAACAAGUGGCAUGAGACCGAGCUCGAGCGCUGGCUCUCGGAUCACGACAUCCCCUAUCCCACCCCCGCCGAUCGCAAGGAUUUGGAGAACCUUGUCAAGGACAACUGGAACGCCAAGGUCGCCCAGCCCUACAACAGCUGGGACACGCAGCAACUCCAGUCCUACCUGACCUCCAAGGGCCACGAGGCCAAGAAGGGUGCCGAGCAGGACAAGGACAGCCUGGUUGCGUCCGUGAAGGCGUACUGGUACGAAACCGAGGAUCAGGCGACGAGUGCCUACAACAACGUCAAGGACUGGAUCUUCGAUACUUGGACCGACUCUCAGCUCAAGGCUUUCCUUGAUCGCCAUGGCAUCCCUAGCCCCCAGCCUCGCACUCGUGACACGCUCCUCAAGACUGCACGCGAGAACUACCAGACUGCUGCCAACAAGGUUGGCGAGACGGCAGCUUACCCCGGCAACUGGCUCUAUGAGACGUGGUCUGAGUCGGACCUCAAGGCCUGGCUUGACGAGCGCGGCUACCCGGCUCCCCAGCCCAGCACCCGCGACAAGCUCGUCGCCACGGUCCGUCGCAACUCGCGCCUUGCCGCUGACGCCAUAAGGUCUGCCCAGUCCUCGGCAUCUGCUUCUGCCGCUGCUGCUCAGGCUACCCUCACCGAUGCCCUUCUCGACGCCUGGUCUGACAGCCAGAUUAAGGAAUGGCUCGACAAGAAUGGCGUCAAGGUCCCGCAGGGGUCCAAGCGCAACGAGCUGAUUGCCCUCGCCCGCAAGCAUCGCGCAAAGCUCACCGGUGACACUGCUGAGCACUCAGUCACCAGCGCAUAUGGCGCGGCUACCUCCAAGGCUGGUAACCAGUAUGCCAAGGCCACCGAUGAUGCUUCCCUGAAAGCGGAGCAAGCCUACGGCGCUGCAGGUUACUACCUCGACUGGAUUAAGCAGAAGCUUGGUCUCGCUGCUUCGGACGCGUCUGCCAGUGCCUCUAGCGCUGCUGCGGCCGCUUCCUCCAGUGCCAGCAGUGCCGCUUCUGCGGCCACAGAUGCCGCCAACGAGAGCGCUUCGGCCGCCAAGCACAAAGCUUCCGAAGCCGCACAGCAGGCUACGGACAAGGUCAAGGAGGAGUUGUAA
Messenger RNA from Lasiodiplodia theobromae, 1209 nucleotides. RefSeq names its product Stress-responsive protein ish1. The record is from RefSeq and is a predicted model, not a curated record. The transcript has 3 exons. Lineage: Eukaryota; Fungi; Ascomycota; Dothideomycetes; Botryosphaeriales; Botryosphaeriaceae. Bases 1 to 1209 code for a protein of 402 amino acids.